AUGGGCACUCUUAACACUCUGAACAGGAGCAGCGUCCCGCCCGCCAAGGGGCCAAUUUUCAGCCUCGCAGACGAGCUGGAUCCCGAAAGUAAUCUGCGACAGGGGCUGCGAGAGUUCAAAUACCGUCUCGCUCCCCCGAUCGACCUGACCUGGGCCUCGACCUGA
Aspergillus puulaauensis is the source of this 165-nucleotide messenger RNA. RefSeq lists its product as uncharacterized. The record is from RefSeq and is a predicted model, not a curated record. The coding region runs from base 1 to 165 and encodes 54 amino acids. NCBI's taxonomy places the organism in Eukaryota, Fungi, Ascomycota, Eurotiomycetes, Eurotiales, Aspergillaceae. The transcript has a single exon.